UUCGAAUAAAAUCUGCCACAGUUAUCCUGACAAUUACCCACGGUAUCUCUCCAUCCUCAUCCCAUCUCAUACUCAUUCCAUCUAUGUAAAUCAAGUUGAUCCACAAAUACACCCGAAUCAUGGCCAUCGACAGCCUGGGCCCAAUCGAGCACGCCGUCAAAUCCAUCAAACACCCUGGCAGCAUCAUCGUGCUAACCUCUAGCGUCGACCAGACCGUCUACGCGAAUACCGUCGAGGGCCGCGCCAUCACCAAGAUAUUCAUCCACCGUACCUUUGCCCCUUCCCCAACCUCCAUCACACCCACACCCUCUAAUCUACUUGUAGCAUCCUGCUCCCGCCUCUUCCUUGACAGCAACACCUGCACACAAUGGAGCAUUCCCGUCCCCAUCACCGAGCAGAACUCUCUUCUGCGCUGCAUAUACAUCGAGCAAACGUUUUACGAUGACCGCGGCGUCGAGAGAAGGUUACUACAUAGAGGCUACUUUGAGCCCACCGAAAUGCCCUUUGAGUUUCGUGGGACGUAUGUGUUUCCACGUUGCGGCCAGUGGGUGAAGGACGGCUUUGUGGAUUUGCACGUGCGGUUUUCACUGGUGGCUUCCCCUCCUUUCUUUCAUUUAACAAGAAUGAGCGUCGACGCAUGGAACAAAUUCGCAGAAUGUAGCGUUCGCGUCUUCGGUCAGGAACCAGUUGAGUACCAGCUUCCCCCUCUCCCUCCUCCUCCGCCUCCUCUUCCUCUUCUCGGUAGAGAGGAUAGUCCCCCUCGACAAUCCCACUUCAACUGCCGCUGCCCGAUGCGGGUCAGCGACGAGCUAAUUCUCACAGACAACAUACUAGAGACGGGGAAUAAUAUGUAUAUAGCGUUCAAAGAUAAUGGACAUAUCGAGUACUCGUCCGAGCGGCCUGCAUUGGGUAUUGAGAUCAAGAUAGAUACGCUCAGGUGGACGGCUGCCCUAUGUGCGAUGUUGAAGGUUAGAGAAGGGGAGGGUAAUGGUAAUGUGAAGGAGGGGGAAGAGGAUGAGGAAGAGGGCGCUAGUAUGCAUCUCAUGACUGUGAUUGGGAAGGGAGGUGAGGUUAAGAUUCGUCUGCCGUUGGCAUUAGCGGCUGGGUCGGGGGUUUUUUAAUGGGUAGAUCUUGUCUUUGUGUUGCUUUUGGGAUGUAGAUGUAGAUGAUCACUGCCGUAGGUAAGGCUAAGCAUAGGAAAGACAUAUUCCGUUCCAGCUGAGGUUGGGAGUCCACAUAGCCAUGCAAUUCGAUUAUG
Molecule: messenger RNA, 1258 nt
Organism: Talaromyces proteolyticus
Lineage: Eukaryota; Fungi; Ascomycota; Eurotiomycetes; Eurotiales; Trichocomaceae
Exons: 2
Coding region: 120-1121 (333 amino acids)
Source: RefSeq, a predicted model, not a curated record